AUUCAGAAUGGAAGUAGCCCAAAACUACCCAGCUCCCAGGACUAGCAGGGCAGGACACGGAGGAGUGAAUCAACUCGGGGGAGUUUUUGUUAAUGGCAGACCCCUUCCUGAUGUAGUCCGGCAAAGGAUUGUGGAACUUGCCCAUCAAGGUGUAAGACCGUGUGACAUAUCUCGGCAGUUGCGGGUCAGCCAUGGAUGUGUUAGCAAAAUUCUCGGCAGGUACUAUGAAACAGGAAGCAUCAAACCUGGAGUGAUUGGAGGAUCCAAGCCAAAGGUUGCAACACCCAAGGUGGUAGAGAAAAUUGCAGAGUACAAACGUCAGAACCCCACCAUGUUUGCAUGGGAAAUUAGAGACAGAUUGUUAGCAGAGAGGGUGUGUGACAAUGACACCGUGCCCAGCGUCAGUUCCAUUAACAGGAUCAUCAGAACCAAAGUUCAACAGCCAACAAAUCAGCAAGUUCCUCCCUCCAAUCAUAGCAUAGCUUCUACAGGAUCAGUGACUCAGGUCUCCUCAGUAAGCACAGAUUCAGCAGGGUCCUCCUACUCGAUCAGUGGAAUUUUGGGAAUUACUUCUUCAAACGCUGAGACCAACAAGCGCAAAAGAGAUGAAGGUAUUCAAGAAUCUCCUAUACCAAAUGGUCAUUCACUCACAGGAAGAGACUACCUUCGGAAACAGAUGCGAGGGGACCUCUUCACUCAGCAACAACUAGAAGUAUUGGACCGAGUAUUCGAGAGACAGCAUUACACAGAUAUAUUUUCCACCACCGAACCUAUUAAACCAGAACAGCAGGUCCGUUGGCUCCCACGUUUGGAACAGGUUGAGAUUUCCAGUGGCUCGGCAGCUCAGUGGCGCGAUUUUCGACUUGCUCUUCAUCAUGAGCCCCACAGCCGAACCUCGACAUCUGAAUACUCCAUGGCAUCGUUAACAGGUGGUUUGGAUGAAAUGAAAUCCAGUCUAACAAGUCCAUCCUCGGCAGAUAUAGGCGGAACAGUUCCUGGACCACAGUCAUACCCUAUUGUGACAGGUCGUGAUUUGGCAAGCACAACCCUCCCCGGAUACCCUCCACAUGUCCCCCCUGCCGGCCAGGGUAGCUACUCUGCUCCAACGCUGACAGGAAUGGUACCUGGAAGUGACUUCUCUGGGAGCCCAUACAGCCAUCCUCAAUACUCUUCAUAUAACGAUUCUUGGAGAUUCCCCAAUCCUGGUUUACUAGGUUCUCCAUAUUAUUAUAGUGCUGCCCGUGGAGCUGCGCCCCCUGCCACUGCCACCGCAUAUGACCGCCACUGACAUAAUACGACGAACACUUAAGCACUUAAUUAUACAUAUAUCUUUUGCGGAAAUCAUACAACAAUAAAAAAACAACAUUAAUGAAAUGUUUGAACAUGAAAAUAUGAAAUAUGUCAGAUUGGCAAAAUGAAUAUUUCUUCUUCGACAUCUUUUUUUCUAUCAUGCAAGAUCAACUAAUUUCAAGCUCUGGACAGUGUUGUUCUUUUGACAAUGUCAUCGCAAUGUUCAUUAUGAAGCCUGAAAAUAAAAUGGUGAAAAUGUGACCUUGGUUAUCCUGGGACAAAUGAAAAACAGAUAACCAAUACACUUGAUUAUGUUGUACUUAUUAUACUUCUUAUUCUGGCUUUGAUCUUCUUGGUCGAAAGAGGUCUAACCUACGCAUAGAGGCCCCAUUGUAAAUUAUAUGCUUCUUUGUGAUACUUAUGAAAGUGUUUUAGCAUAAACAGCAACAUGGUAAAUGUUUGUAAUUCAGAAUGCUUACAGCACACUAUCUUUUAUAAAAUGCUGCACUGAUUCAUGGAAUUCAGUAAGCUUUAACCAACCGUUAAACCAGGUUACAUUUCUUAUGGCAACAAUUUGGGCAGAUGUUAAUGUCUGUUUGUGUGUGUGUGUGUGCAUAUGUGUGUGAAAGUCAUU
Messenger RNA from Pelobates fuscus (common spadefoot toad), 1924 nucleotides. RefSeq names its product paired box 5 (gene PAX5). Gene Ontology annotation, molecular function: DNA-binding transcription factor activity, RNA polymerase II-specific; RNA polymerase II cis-regulatory region sequence-specific DNA binding. NCBI's taxonomy places the organism in Eukaryota, Metazoa, Chordata, Amphibia, Anura, Pelobatidae. Gene Ontology annotation, biological process: anatomical structure development; regulation of transcription by RNA polymerase II. The transcript is spliced from 11 exons. The record is from RefSeq and is a predicted model, not a curated record. Bases 8 to 1288 code for a protein of 426 amino acids.